Cryptococcus deneoformans JEC21 is the source of this 1493-nucleotide messenger RNA. Its product is annotated as vacuole protein, putative. NCBI's taxonomy places the organism in Eukaryota, Fungi, Basidiomycota, Tremellomycetes, Tremellales, Cryptococcaceae. Gene Ontology annotation, cellular component: endoplasmic reticulum; Golgi apparatus. Gene Ontology annotation, biological process: peptidyl-L-cysteine S-palmitoylation; protein targeting to membrane. The coding region runs from base 99 to 1433 and encodes 444 amino acids. Gene Ontology annotation, molecular function: protein-cysteine S-palmitoyltransferase activity. The record is from RefSeq and is a predicted model, not a curated record. The transcript is spliced from 9 exons.
UAAUAAGUUAAGACCAAUAACGAAUAGAUAUUGCUUCUAUUUAUUUUGGCGUUAGGUAACUGCAACUUAUAAUCACCAUCCCCGGACCAUCACAUCGUAUGGUCCAGACUGCAACUGAGGGAGGACCUUUUCAAUCCAUUCCCAUCUCAAAUCAUGCUGCGUCCUCGACCAUGACAGAAAAUAAGCCCUCUAAAUCGCCAGUGUCCAAGACUCGACUUUCAUCGUGUUCUCGCUCUCGCAAUGGACCUGAAACUCCAGAUCCUCUGAUACAGAGGAAAGCCGCUUUGGUCGUCGUCUUUGCUUUGUCAAUCUGGUCCUUCUAUGUCAUCGUUGGAAGGAUGUGUACUCCUAUGAUCCGCAAUCGAUCAGACUCUGGCUUAGGUCGGAGCGUCGGCGCCGGCGCGCUGGUUGGAUUUGUCAUUUUAUGGCUUCUUUUCUUGUGGAGUUAUAUUAAGAUGAUUGCCACCCCUCCUGGGUACGCUAGAGAUAAAGUCAGCAAGUCUUCGCCCCCUGACCCCGCGAACUAUCCCCAACCUUACCCCAUUAACCCCAACGCCAUCCAUCCCCAUCCCGAUCAAGACCAAGGACCUGAUCCUUCUACAUGGGCACCUACUAUGAACCUUGCAACCCAAACUGUUGGUGAUUGGCAACCCAACGCAUCUCCGGCACCUUUCAUGGGUCAAGCGCCACCUCCCGAGGUCAAAGACAAACCAAAGAAAGGCGUAAAAGACUGGCGUGAGGUACAAAGACCUGUACCCCAUGUUGAAUACGUACCGAGAUGGUGCCGUUUUUGCGAGAUCGUGAAGCCAGACAGAACACAUCACUGUCGCCAUUGUGGCACUUGUGUGAUGCAGUUUGAUCAUCAUUGCCUGUGGAUCGGGCAAUGUGUCGGAUGGGCAAAUCAUAAAUUCUUCAUCAUAUUCAAUUUAUGGACUGCUCUCUACUGUUUCUACAUUAUGAUUUUACUUAUAAUCGCGGAAGCCAGAUCAAAUAGUAUGGAUGGGCAAAUGAUCGCGCUGAUUAUCGUAGCUGCUAUAUUUGGGCUGUUCGCUGUCACGAUGCUAUUCACCCACAUUCAACUCAUUUUAAGUGGUCGAACAACUGUGGAAAGCUUUGCAGCCCGCGAUCAACGUGAGCGAGAGAACGCCAUUCUUCAGACGGAGUACGGCUACUUUUGGCACAACUUGGAGAAACGCAAAGUGCGAAAAAAGUGGAAGGAAGAAUGGGGUGGAUCGCCAGUCGAUGGAAGAUGGAGAUAUGGUACAAGAAUGGACAGAUGGAAGCAAGAAAUGGGCAUCGCUCCUUUAGGGUGGAUACUCCCGAUCGGUAGCCCACAAGGAAAUGGUCUCUACUUCAAAUCCAAUCCAAAAUUUGGACCGUAUGGGGAGUGGCUGAAAAAAGAAGAUUGGCCUGCAGAAUUGCUUUCUGUAUAGCUGAGUGGAUAUUGUCAGGGGUCCAACUGGUUUGUAUUAUUAUCACAUGUAUUUUUAUGA